CUUAUUUUUUCUUUUCUUUUCAUCUUUCUCGUUGUUAAUGAAUAACACUACUGAAGAAGAGAACUUUUAUGAUUCCAGUCAAGAUGAUUCACACUCUUCAUCAGGAAGUUCAUUGCAACCUUGGAUCAGCUGGUUUUGUUCGCUGACAGGACAUGAAUAUUACUUAGAAGUUCCUGAAGAUUUCAUUGACGAUGAAUUCAAUUUGACAGGUUUAUCGUCCAUUGUUCCAUUUUAUACACAAGCUUUAGAAUUGAUUUUGGAUAUGGAAAGUGGUGAAUUAUUUGAUGAUGAAGACGAAGGCGACGAGGAAGACAAAGAGGAUGAAGAUGACUUUUGGAAUGAAAAAGACAAAACACCUAAGAAAUUAAAAGCACCAGAUCAAAGCAUUAUUGAACAUCACGCGUUUAUGCUGUAUGGAUUAAUUCAUCAACGUUAUCUAAUGACCCGAGAAGGACAAAAAAUAAUGGCUGAGCGAUAUGCAAAUGCUCAAUUUGGUGUAUGCCCAAGAUACUAUUGUUAUCAAUCCCCAGUGUUGCCUGUUGGACAGUAUGAUGAACCUAAUCGUGAAAGCGUAUAUUUGUAUUGCCCUCAAUGUCUUGAUAUUUAUAGGCCACCUAUUUCAAACAAUAAAUGUAUUGACGGUGCCCAUUUUGGUACAACUUAUGCCCACUUGUUAUUCCUCACUAACCCAGAAUUGGUUCCCACCACAAAUCCUCCUGUGUAUGAAGCGCGUAUAUAUGGAUUUAAAGUAAGCCCCAAGUCUAAAACAGGCCCUCGAAAUCAAUGGUUAAGAUUAAAGCCUCCAAGAGAGACAGAAGAAGAGGAAGAAGAAGAAGAUUUUUGAAUUGUAAAUAAAUGAGUUUUUAUUUUUUGUUUUUGCAGAUCAUUACUCC
Messenger RNA from Gilbertella persicaria, 893 nucleotides. Its product is annotated as casein kinase II regulatory subunit-domain-containing protein. Lineage: Eukaryota; Fungi; Mucoromycota; Mucoromycetes; Mucorales; Choanephoraceae. Gene Ontology annotation, molecular function: protein kinase regulator activity. The coding region runs from base 38 to 844 and encodes 268 amino acids. The record is from RefSeq and is a predicted model, not a curated record. Gene Ontology annotation, cellular component: cytoplasm; protein kinase CK2 complex. The transcript is spliced from 3 exons.